AUGUCAAUUAUUACAGACGGUCUCUCGCUUGCAUCAAGAAAAAGCGUUCGAGAUGACUUUACAAAUAAAAUUCCAGAAUUUAAGAAAAAUUUAAAUUCUAUUACAGGAUAUGAUUAUGAAUUUGUUGUGGAUUUUAGUAAAAUUCAUGCUAAUACUAUUAAAGCUGUUCCCGAAAAUAAUGAAUGGAUAACAAAAAGUUUAGGAAAUAUUGCUUUUCAAUAUUUUGAUUCUUUAAUUUCCAAUAUUAGUAGAGUUACCAAAAAUGAUGACUUGGUUCUUUCCAAUUUUGUUAAAAUAACUAACAAUAGAGAAAUUCAUCUUCUUACUGAUCCAGAUAUUCAAGAUAAUUAUAAUGAAGUCUCGAUUACCGAUGGUAAUAUUUAUAUUAAAACACAACCUUGUUAUUACGGUACCAACACUGGAAAUAUUGGUUAUAAUAUUUUAGAAUUAUUGAAAUCUUCAGAUGAAAUAUUACCUUUAAUUACAAAAACGAAUAUUCGCGAUGGUUGGGAGAAACAAACAACUUCACUAAAAAAAUCUCUCAAACAAGUUUUGGGAGAGGAUUAUGAAUUUGUGAUCGAUUGGGAAAAUAUUUAUUUAAAAGCAAUUUCAGCAAAUGAAAAUAACACUAAUUGGUUAUCUUCUAGAUUAGUUAAACCUGAAUCAUUAGGAACAAAUUCAUCUAUUGGCUAUUGUAUUAUUGAUGUGAUUAAAAAUCCGAAUGAAGUUCUUCCUUUAAGAACAAAAAAAAGUAUUCGAGAUGAAUGGGAAAAGGAAAUUCCUAGUCUCAAGAAACAACUUAAUAAGUGUUUGGGUGAAGAUUAUCAAUUUAAAGUAGAUUUUGAUGAAAUUUAUAUGCAGGUCUCUAAAGCAAAUGAAGAUAAUACCGAUUGGUUUUCUAAAAGCUUGGGGAAUAUCACCUUACAAUAUUUCAGUUCAUUGAUUAAAUAUAUAGAAGAUUAUACAAAGAAGGAUGAUUUGAUUCGUCAAGAAUUCUUGGAUUUGACUAAAACAAGAAAUUUCCAUCUUGUAAUGGAUGUUGAUGUCGAAGAUUACCAUGAUGUUAAGAUAAAUGAUGGUGGUUUGUACAUUAUGGUUAAUCCUGCUAGAUUUGGCACUAAUGCAUCGCCUGGUUAUGAUAUAGUUGAAAGACUUCACGCGCCAGAUUCUGUGCUUCCUGUGAUCACCAAAGUAAAUAUUCGCGAUCAAUGGACUAUGAAGAUUCCCACACUAAAAAAAAAACUUAAAGAAGCUGUUCAUGAUGAAAUAGAAUUUGUAGUUGAUUUUGAUAACAUCUUUGAAACUGCAAAGAAAAACUCGGAUGGUGAUGGUAAAUGGGUUACAAAUAAAUUAGGUGAAAUCGUUUUUGCAUAUUUUGAAUCUUUAGUUGCGAAUAUUGUUAAAGAUGAUAUGGUUGGGCAAAUAGAAUCUGAAUUUAGACCGCAUCCAAGUUAUAUUUGUAAGUGUGACGGUGUUCAAAGCAAGAUUUGUAAGGCACCUAGUAUGGCUAUUACAACAGUAUAUCAAAAAAUUUUUCAAACAAAAACCAAUUUUUCAGGGCCAGAAGUUAUGGGUUACGAUAUACCUGAAUUGGAAAAUCAAAUAAUGAAAAGUUUAACUUCACUGGACCUAGAGGGAGAUAGGUUUAGGAAAACGUUUGUUGGUUGUGAUUCAGAUUCUGUUUGGAAUCAAGUUGGUUAUCUAAAACAGUUUAAGGGUUAUCAGCUUUUUGGACUUGAUAAUCAAUACGUUCAAAAUCUUAUUCGGAAUAUUCCUACCUGUUCAUUAUCAGAUUCUUUAGAUAUCAAUGCAUAUAGUAAUAAUAGCAAAUAUCAUAUUUUAUCAAUUAUUGCAAAUGCAUUCUCAUAUGAAGAAAUUAAAGAAAACCUGAAGGUUUCAAAUAAUGCUAUAAUUGCUGCUAAAAAACAUGCACAUGUUUGUGGCCCCGGAG
Messenger RNA from Racocetra persica, 1951 nucleotides. Lineage: Eukaryota; Fungi; Glomeromycota; Glomeromycetes; Diversisporales; Gigasporaceae. The record is from the annotation of a GenBank genome assembly.